Paramacrobiotus metropolitanus is the source of this 1691-nucleotide messenger RNA. Its product is annotated as neuropeptide-like protein 33. The record is from RefSeq and is a predicted model, not a curated record. NCBI's taxonomy places the organism in Eukaryota, Metazoa, Tardigrada, Eutardigrada, Parachela, Macrobiotidae. The coding region runs from base 847 to 1281 and encodes 144 amino acids. The transcript has 3 exons.
CAUGAUCACCCAGUCACAGCAUUCAAAGCAGUCGCUAGUUAUAUAUUUUAGUAUAAUUCAUCCAAUUCGCUGUGCUAGUAUUCGUGCUCUGUUUGUUUGCCGGCAACCGCUUAUAACCGUUAUUAGACUUAACGUUAUUGCCCAUUAAAGACCGACCUGUAGGAGAGUACUUACCAUACACUAUAUUCUACACUGCAGCGGCCGCAACUGAUGUCAAAUAACAAUUACUUAGCCCCGCUCAUGCGUAUCGAUCUGUAUCUACCUGUCGGAAGUACGAGUACCUAUAGAUCUCACUGACGACCAUCAUCGUUGUACUAAAACCGGCUCGUACUGUACCUGCUACUCUAGGUGCACAAUAUAACGUAAUCCACACCACGGCUUCCUCGCUGACCACGGCGUAAAAGAAGAUAAACUCCCCUGGCAGCGCAUUAUUCUUCUCUGGAUCGAAUCGGACAUUAAUCGUGCUUAAUGUGGAUAUGUACGAUUAAGCGCACCUCCGUCGUUUAUACGUCAUACCGUUUGAUUAUACGAUUAUAACGGCCUCCUGCCGAUCGGAUACUGAUUUCACUCCUAUCUGACCGGAAGUUCACGUGCACCUCUUCAUCGUCUGAUCAUUGUGGCAUACAAUAAGUUGGUGUAAUCGGCUGCGAUUGGGAUUCCUGUUGCCUGCUGUUGUUGGGAACUUCUACUGAUAACCACGGAUAGCGGUUACUGAUAACGUUGCCUUCCCUUGGGAAAAUUCCUCCAGUUGGGAUUAUAGUCUACUGCAUUUCGGCACCCAGCGAUUUUCAUCGUUAUAGCUCACACUUUUAUCGUAUUUUUAUCGUUCGUGGCGGAGAAGGAAAAAUGCAGGGAAUUGUUGAGUCGAGUGUGCUGCUUAGCGCCGUCAUCUGGCUGUCACUGGCGUGGACGGCACUAGGUCAGUACAACCAAUACGGAUACGGGAACCAGUACGGGUACGGCGGCGGCUUCUACGGGCAGCCGGGCAGCUACGGCCAGGGCGGCUACGGCGCCGGCGCGGGCGGCGGCUACAGCCCCAUGGGCGGCAGUUACGGCGCGGGCGGCGGGGCGGGCGGGUACGGGCAGCAGCCGUACGGCUCGCAGUACGGCAUGUACGGACAGGCCUCCGCCGGCAACAUGUACGGCCCGCAGUCCAGCUACGGCUACGGCUACGGGCGUGGCUACUGGGGCGCCGCCAGCGGCACGCACCAGCACGGAUAUCUGGCCACGGUUUUGGCACUGCUCACACUGGCCCUCCCCUGCCUAGGCCUCGUCAGAUAGAUUUGAUUGGGCUGAGCCCGUCGUGUGGAGUAACCUUUCUUCUGCCAUCCCUCCCACUGUCUACCACUUCCGUUCCGUAACGCGUGCUGCUGUACAUCUAGCCUGUCUGUCUGGAUGAGCCUGGUUUUAUUCGCGCCUAAUGGUGAAAUGUCCACUACCGGUGCAGAUUAAUUAGACUGGAUUAAUUAGUUUAUUAAUUUGGCGAAUCUACGUUUCUGUUGGCAUUUGUAUUCUUGUUGACACUGUUUACUAGAUGAUACAUAUCUCUUGUUACGCGCUGCAUCCCGUGUACAGUACAUUAUCCGCGACUCUGUUUGCUUGCUUCUUACUGUUAGCUUCAGCCAAUUAAUUUGUCGGGUUUGCGUGUUUGUUGGACAGCUGCAUAACUGCAAUAAAAGGUCAAGAGCCAC